CGUUGCGAAGGGCUGUUUGCUGGAGCUCGGACCCGCCACAGUACCGAGCUCCCGCCCUGUGGGGAGGACACGCCUCCUCCGUGAGGGUGGAUGGGCCGCGGACAUGAACUCGCCCGUGGACCCCGGCGCUCGGCAGGCGCUGAGGAAGAAGCCGCCGGAGCGGACCCCGGAGGACUUAAAUACUAUUUAUUCUUAUCUUCAUGGAAUGGAAAUACUGUCAAAUCUCAGGGAGCAUCAGCUUAGGUUAAUGUCUGCAAGAGCACGCUAUGAGAGAUACAGUGGCAAUCAGAUUCUUUUUUGCUCAGAAACUGUUGCAAGAUGCUGGUACAUCCUGCUUUCCGGGUCAGUACUUGUGAAGGACUCCAUGGUCUUGCCUCCUUGCAGUUUUGGUAAGCAGAUUGGAGGAAAAAGAGGAUGUGAUUGUCUUGUAUUAGAGCCUUCAGAAAUGAUUGUGGUAGAGAAUUCCAAAGAUAAUGAAGAUAGUUUUCUACAAAGAGAAAUUCCUGCCCGACAGUCUCGGCGAAGGUUUCGGAAAAUUAACUGUAAAGGAGAGCGCCAAACCAUAACUGAUGAUGUGGACAUUAGUAGCUAUCUUUCUCUUCCAGCUGAUCUCACCAAGAUGCACCUCACAGACAACCCUCAUCCCCAGGUGACACAUGUGUCUUCUAGUCAGUCUGGCUGUAGCAUUGCCAGUGACUCUGGGAGCAGCAGUCUAUCCGACAUCUACCAGGCUACAGAAAGUGAAGUAGGAGAUGUAGAUUUAACACGUCUUCCGGAAGGACCUGUUGAUUCUGAGGAGGAAGAGGAAGAAGAGGAGGAGAUUGAUCGAACAGACCCCCUGCAAGGUCGAGAUCUUGUUCGAGAAUGUCUUGAAAAGGAACCUGCAGACAAAACUGAUGAUGAUAUUGAACAAUUACUUGAGUUUAUGCACCAGCUCCCUGCCUUUGCUAACAUGACCAUGUCUGUGAGAAGGGAGCUUUGCUCAGUGAUGAUUUUUGAAGUGGUGGAGCAAGCUGGCGCCAUCAUUCUCGAAGAUGGGCAAGAGCUUGACUCAUGGUAUGUUAUUUUAAAUGGCACUGUAGAAAUUAGUCAUUCUGAUGGCAAAGUGGAAAAUCUCUUUAUGGGAAAUAGUUUUGGAAUUACUCCCACUCUGGAUAAGCAGUACAUGCGUGGGAUUGUCAGGACAAAAGUGGACGAUUGUCAGUUUGUCUGCAUAGCCCAGCAGGAUUAUUGGAGAAUUUUAAAUCAUGUGGAAAAAAAUACCCAUAAAGUUGAGGAAGAGGGAGAAAUUGUUAUGGUGCAUGAGCACCGUGAAUUGGACCGGAGCGGAACCAGAAAAGGACACAUUGUGAUCAAGGCAACACCUGAGCGUCUCAUCAUGCACUUAAUAGAAGAACAUUCCAUUGUGGACCCAACAUAUAUAGAAGAUUUUCUAUUAACUUACAGGACAUUUCUUGAAAGUCCUUUGGAUGUUGGAAUCAAACUGUUGGACUGGUUUAAGAUUGACAGCUUAAGGGAUAAGGUGACACGGAUUGUACUCUUAUGGGUAAAUAAUCAUUUUAAUGAUUUUGAAGGUGAUCCUGCUAUGACUCGGUUUCUAGAGGAAUUUGAAAAAAAUCUGGAUGAUACAAAGAUGAAUGGUCAUCUCCGGUUAUUGAAUAUUGCUUGUGCUGCAAAGGCUAAAUGGAGACAGGUUGUGUUGCAAAAGGCUUCCCGUGAGUCCCCUCUGAAUUUCACCCUUAACGGAGGAAGUGAGAAGGGAUUUGGUAUCUUUGUUGAAGGAGUAGAACCUGGUAGCAGAGCUGCAGAAGCAGGACUUAAACGGGGUGAUCAGAUAAUGGAAGUAAAUGGACAAAAUUUUGAGAAUAUCACAUUUGUGAAAGCCCUUGAAAUUUUGAGGAAUAAUACUCAUCUCGCACUUACUGUGAAGACCAACAUUUUUGUGUUCAAAGAAUUACUAAGUAGGACUGAACAAGAGAAAUCUGGUAUUCCUCAUAUACCCAAAAUUGCUGAAAAAAAAAGUAAUCGCCAUUCGAUCCAAGAUGUACCUGGAGAUAUUGAGCAGACAUCUCAAGAGAAAGGAAAUAAGAAACUUAAAGCAAAUACUGUUUCAGGUGGAAGAAACAAGAUCAGGAAGAUUUUAGAUAAAACAAGAUUUAGCAUCUUGCCUCCAAAACUGUUUAGUGAUGGAGGCCUGAGUCAAUCACAAGAUGACAGCAUUGUGGGAACAAGGCAUUGUAGGCACAGCUUGGCAAUAAUGCCAAUUCCUGGAACUCUCUCAUCCAGUAGUCCUGAUCUCCUACAGCCUACCACCAGCAUGUUGGACUUUUCCAACCCUUCAGCAGUUGGUUUUUACUAUAUUCCUGAUCAAGUUAUCAGAGUUUUCAGAGCAGAUCAGCAGAGCUGCUACGUCAUCAUCAGUAAAGACUCUACGGCUAAAGAAGUGGUUUGUCAUGCCGCUCAUGAAUUUGGUCUGAACGGUGCAUCCGACACAUACUCUCUCUGUGAAGUCUCUGUUACUCCAGAGGGCGUCAUAAAGCAGAGAAGACUUCCAGACCAGUUCUCCAAAUUAGCUGAUAGAAUUCAGCUCAACGGAAGGUAUUAUUUAAAAAAUAACAUGGAAACAGAAACAUUAUGUUCUGACGAGGAUGCUCAGGAGCUGCUGCGGGAAAGCCAGCUGUCACUGCUGCAGCUCAGCACCAUCGAGGUGGCCACCCAGCUGUCCAUGAGGGAUUUCGAAUUGUUUCGUAAUAUUGAACCUACUGAAUACAUUGAUGACCUUUUUAAAUUAGAUUCCAAAACAGGAAAUACUCAUUUGAAAGAGUUUGAGGACAUUGUAAAUCAAGAAACAUUCUGGGUUGCCUCAGAGAUUUUAAGGGAAUCAAAUCAGCUCAAAAGAAUGAAGAUAAUUAAGCAUUUCAUUAAAAUUGCACUUCACUGUCGAGAAUGCAAGAACUUUAAUUCCAUGUUCGCAAUAAUAAGUGGGUUGAACCUGGCACCAGUAGCACGGCUCAGAGGAACUUGGGAAAAGUUACCAAGCAAAUACGAGAAACAUCUCCAAGAUCUGCAAGACCUUUUUGAUCCAUCUCGAAACAUGGCAAAAUAUAGAAAUGUUCUUAGCAGCCAAAGCAUGCAACCUCCAAUUAUUCCACUCUUCCCUGUUGUUAAGAAAGAUAUGACUUUCCUACAUGAAGGGAAUGACUCCAAAGUGGAUGGUUUAGUAAACUUUGAAAAGCUAAGAAUGAUUGCCAAGGAAAUUCGUCAAGUUGUUCGAAUGACUUCUGCUAACAUGGACCCAGCUAUGAUGUUCCGACAGAGGAAGAAGAGGUGGCGGAGUCUGGGGUCAUUGAGUCAAGGCAGCACAAAUUCAAACAUGCUGGAUGUUCAGGGAGGCGCUCACAAGAAACGGGCUCGUCGAAGCUCACUGCUUAAUGCUAAGAAGCUGUAUGAGGAUGCCCAGAUGGCAAGGAAAGUGAGACAGUACCUUUCCAGUCUGGAUGCGGAGACUGAUGAGGAGAAGUUCCAGAUGAUGUCACUGCAGUGGGAGCCUGCAUAUGGCACCUUGACUAAGAGUUUAAAUGAGAAAAAAUCAUCCAAAUCAUCCGAAAUGUCUCCAGUGCCUUUGAGGUCAGCUGGCCAAACAGCUAAAGUCCACUUACAUCAGCCACCCAGAGCAAGCCAGGUACUGCAGGUGCCAACUGUUAACUUGCACCCCAUCAGGAAAAAAGGACAAGCAAAAGACGCUGCAUUGAAUACAAAUUUACCUCAGAAAGCUUUAGGACCGCCUGAAGAAAUUAGUGGUAAGAAACAUACAGAAGACACUGUUUCUGUGGCGUCAUCCUUACAUUCUAGUCCUCCUGCAUCUCCUCAAGGUUCCCCUCGCAAAGGUUACACACUGAUACCAUCAGCUAAAUCUGACAACUUGUCUGACUCCAGCCAUAGUGAGAUCUCGUCCCGGUCCAGCAUCGUGAGCAGCUGUUCUGUUGACUCCAUGUCUGCUGCUCCUCAGGAUGAACGGUGCUCCUCUCACACACUGCCAGUUCCUCAGUCCAGUGGGGUAUCGGAAAAGAUGGAUCACUCUUCAGGGACAGGAGACCAUAGUCAGCUUUGUCCUGGGUGGACAUUUGCAAAGCCAUCCCUGAUCAAGGGCCUCACUGUUUCGUCGUCUGUGAGCAGUGAAGAGGUUGCUCAUGAGCACGUUGCCACAGAGCCAGCUGACAGUGGCCGAGGCAGCUGGACUUCCUGUUCCAGUAGCUCCCAUGACAAUUUUCAAAGCCUUCCAAACCCAAAAAACUGGGACUUUUUGAAUUCUUACAGACAUAUGCACUUGGAUGAUCCCAUUGUUGAAGUUGAGCCCACUGACUGUGAGCCGUGUGCCUGCCCUAAAGGUUGCCGGAGAACUUGUGGCCAGUGUAAAGGAAGCCUAGAGAUAGAGCCACUGAGACAGAGUUGGACCUCCUCCAGUUCUCUUUCUGACACAUGUGAACAAAACUAUGGGACAGUUAAACGGAGAGUGUUGGAAAGCACCCCUGCUGAGUCAUCUGAUGGCUUGGACCCCAACGAUGUCACUGACCCAAUUUAUAAAACUGUCACUUCGAGUACAGAAAAGGGCUUGAUUGUGUACUGUGUCACCUCACCCAAGAAGGGUGAUAGGUAUAGGGAGCCACCUCCUACUCCUCCAGGAUAUAUGGGGAUUUCUUUAGCGGACCUAAAGGAAGCACCCCGCCCACAUCUCAAACCUCCAGAUUAUAGCGUGGCAGUGCGGAGGUCAAAGAUGAUGCCUGGCAGCCUGUCUAGACGGCCGCCAACUUCUCUCAGCAGCAGCCCCGCAGCCUGGGCGCCAUGGAAGAGCGGGCCUCAGCCUCGCAGGCACGGCUUGCAGCCGCCUCAUCCCGUGCUGGCAGAUGGGGCUGAUGCGGAGAGUGACCCAGAUGAAAAUGAGCAGGUAUCUGCAGUCUAGCCUUUGGACAGCCCACUUGGAGAGCCCUGGAAGUCAUGGAGCGUGGGCAAGAGCCCUCAUGAAUCCUGAAAGCCAUUGCCAAUAAGUCACCCUCUGCUACCACCAGUCUGAGGUUCUGCUCUGCUCUGCUCUGCGGAGUGAGGCAGCCUGAGCCGCGCUUCCUCCCGCUGCAUCCUUGCACAUGCGUCGUUUCCUCCCCUAGCUGCGUGUGCUGUGUUGGAUACCAGUGUCCACUGCACACCAGACCUGCAAGCUCAGUGUCAUUCCCAUGUAUGUCACUAUAGAUUUUCUUUUUGUAACUUAAAGAUAAUGGUAUUAAAUUUCCAAGCCAUAGCUCUGGAUAAAAGGACAAUUUCAAAGUAUUUGCCAAUUCUAAGGAUAUUCUUGUGUAGUUGAAAAGUAACUUAUUAUUUGAAGCAUUGUGGAUUUGUUUGUAUUUAAGAGCUCUUGCUAGCUAAUGUUUGUUUGAGACCACAGAACUGUCUCUGGUCUGACCAACAAGCCACUGUGACACAGUGAUGCCUGGUGGACACAGAAGUGUAGCACUGGUGCAGGGAGUCCCAGCCUGAGGAAACUGGGAAGCCUUUGCAGCUAACAUGCUAGGGGUAUGCCCAGGCUCAUGGCGAGAAAUGCAGCAGCCAUGGAAUUUCUUGUAGUCUUUUAGAAAAUGGAGUAUAUGGUAUGAAUGAGUAGGAGUGAGCCUGAUUUCCAAAGAAUGAAAUGUUGAUGUUAAAUAACUCAUAGACAGAUUGCUUCUUAAGAAAAAUCAUGCUGCAUCCAUUGUAAACAAGAAUUAUAAACCUUAAAAAUGGAAAAUUGGUUCUAGAGAGUUCCAGGUCCAUAGAAACCCUAAACAUUUCUUAUGGAGUUCCUAGGUUAAAAAAAGUAUAAUCAGGGCUGGAGAGAUGGUUUAGCUGUUAAGCAUUUGCCUCUGGAGCCUAAGGACCCCGGUUCAAGGCUCGAUUCUCCCAGGACCCAUGAAAGCCAGAUGCACAA
Jaculus jaculus (lesser Egyptian jerboa) is the source of this 5956-nucleotide messenger RNA. It is a transcript of the gene Rapgef6, whose product is annotated as Rap guanine nucleotide exchange factor 6. Bases 104 to 4960 code for a protein of 1618 amino acids. NCBI's taxonomy places the organism in Eukaryota, Metazoa, Chordata, Mammalia, Rodentia, Dipodidae. Gene Ontology annotation, biological process: Ras protein signal transduction; positive regulation of GTPase activity; positive regulation of ERK1 and ERK2 cascade. The record is from RefSeq and is a predicted model, not a curated record. Gene Ontology annotation, cellular component: plasma membrane; apical plasma membrane; endocytic vesicle. The transcript has 30 exons. Gene Ontology annotation, molecular function: protein binding; guanyl-nucleotide exchange factor activity.